Molecule: messenger RNA, 1616 nt
Organism: Sitodiplosis mosellana (orange wheat blossom midge)
Lineage: Eukaryota; Metazoa; Arthropoda; Insecta; Diptera; Cecidomyiidae
Product: caspase-1-like
Exons: 3
Coding region: 411-1484 (357 amino acids)
Biological process (GO): apoptotic process; proteolysis
Cellular component (GO): cytoplasm
Source: RefSeq, a predicted model, not a curated record
AGUCGACUACUUUGAAAUGUGGGUAAUAGAUAUUCAAUGUGUUUUUAAUAAUAAUUCGACCGAUUGCGAGAAACACACUAUAAAUUACAAUUGGUAAUUAUGACGAUAUAAAGAUAUGAUAUAAUAUCCGUAUUGUUUGAUAUUCCAACGUUGACAAUACUUGUUUGGCAAACAAUAUUCCGAGUGAUCGGCAACCAAUUACUUUUACUACUGAAAACAAUUCCUGAUAUGUGUCAGAUGCUAUCAAUGAGCUUGAAUGAUGCAAAGUCUGAAUUCCACUGAAUUCUACGUCAUCGAAUAAAUUCAUACUUACUCACGGAUAGAGAUUGUAAAAAUAUAUAAACGUCCAAUCCAUUUUCAUUGUGCAAUCGUAACCGUUCAACAGUUGACUGCUUUAAAAACUUCUUGAAAUGGACAGUGAAAACUCGACGUAUUUUACAGAGUCUCUCGAAAACGAUUCUCAAUCGAAUAGUAUAGAACUUGAUUAUGCAAAUGAUCGAAAUGCUGUGUGUGACGAUAGUGUAAUAAGUGUGCUUAGAAAAUCUUUUAACCCGGUUUUGAAGCAGAUCAGCUCUGGCAACGAAAUAAAUCGAUUACGAAAACGAGAAUUGGAAUACUAUUACAGUAUGAACCACAAGCAUCGAGGAUUGGCGUUGAUUUUCAAUCACAAUUAUUUCUACAAUAAUUUGAAUCCACGAAACGGAACUCAAGCUGAUUGUGAGCGAUUGCGCAAAACAUUCCAUUCGCUGAACUUCGAUGUACAAGUCCACGAUGAUUUGGAACAAGAUGACAUAUUCAAUGAACUGCAAAAAGUCGCUGAAAUGGACCAUUCUGACAACGAUUGCUUGGUGGUUGUAUUUCUAACACAUGGCAAACUGAAGGGUUUCAAUGAUGAUGAUAAUUCAUGCAAUACUCUAUUAAAUCAUGAUCUCAUGAGCUAUGUGUAUUCGAAGGACGAUAAAUAUCCACUGCAAGAUGUUUGGUGCUGCUUUACGAAUGAAGCUUGUCCAACGCUAGCAAAUAAGCCGAGAAUAUUCUUGAUUCAAGCAUGUCAAGGUGAAAAGCGAGAAAAGGCAUUCAAAUUGAUGUCGACGAGGUACGGAUUGAGAGGGGCUAGUAGAGAGCUUGAGCGAACGGCAAAUUUUUCAUUUCUACCGAAACAAGAUUUUUUAGUCGCUUAUUCUUCUUUACCUGGAUUUGGUGCGUUCAGAGAUCCAAACGAUGGAAGUUGGUUUAUUCAAUCAUUUUGCGAUGAAAUGAAAAAACGAAAACCAGACCAUGAUUUAUUGACUACUUUAACACUAACCGUACAAAGGGUCGCAUAUAAUUAUGAAACCAGAUCCAGUGAUCCCAGAUUAAAUGAAAAGAAACAGACUCCGUGCAUCUUUUCAAGGUUAACGAAAUUAAUCGUUUUUCCGGAGAAACCGGAGAUUGAAUACCAUCACAAUGGGCUGAGUGUACUGACUGUAAAAUGCAAAGAGUAACUCAGUUAUUUAAAGAUUAAAGUGUAAUAAGCAAAAAAAAUAACAGAAAAAUUAUAGAGUGUGAUUGGGUUUGCUUCAGAAAUUUAAUUGUCAUAAUAAAUAUUUCUGUAAUAAAACAACAUUUCCCUUUUA